This is a messenger RNA of Arachis ipaensis, 900 nucleotides long. RefSeq names its product drought-induced 21 (gene DI21). Lineage: Eukaryota; Viridiplantae; Streptophyta; Magnoliopsida; Fabales; Fabaceae. Gene Ontology annotation, cellular component: mitochondrion. Gene Ontology annotation, biological process: response to stress. The record is from RefSeq and is a predicted model, not a curated record.
UGGGAGGCUCUAUCCUCUGCUCUCUUGACACUACUUAGCUCUCAGGCCCACUGUGUUGACUUGUUUGAUUAAUUGACAACAACCUUGAUAUAAAAAAAGGUCUCAAUUCAAUGAAUGCAAAAGAAAUAUCUUAAUCCAAUAUGAACUAAAGAAAGGGUAGUAACGCGUGUCGUGGGGUAAGAGGAGGUUGGUUUAUGUGUUGGCACCCAAAUGGCGACACAUGGUUCCGCUCCGCCACCCCGACCCUAGCUUAAACUACACUUUCUCUUGUAUUGUGGUUAUAAAAGGAACCACACAGGCAGUAUUAGAAUCCAGAGGGAACAGAGCCACCCCAUCAGCCGUGGUUGCUGCUGCGGAACUCCGCCGUUACAUCCAUCAGAAACGAUCUUCCGCAGCAGCAAACUAACAAUAUCCUUGUCAUAUAACAUAAUAAUAAUAAUAAUAAUAAUAAGCAUGGCUCGCUCUCUCUCACAAGUAAACCGCCUUGGUGCUCUUGUUGCUGAAGCUUCCUCCUCCUUAAUCCCUCUUCGUCGGCGGGGUUAUGCGGCAGUGCGUGAUGCUUCAAAUUCCAUUGUAGAAGGAAAGGGGGGAGGAGGUGUGUGCAGAGAUUGGGCCCCAGAUCCAGUAAGCGGUUACUACAGGCCCAUCAAUCACACUCCACAAAUUGACCCGGUGGAGCUCCGACACAUGUUCCUCAACCGCAAACUCACAUCAGACCACACCCCGGGCCCACACUCAUAAUCAUAUUAUCAUAUCAAAACCAAAAGGCUUUUUAUGCUUCCUAUGAUCGUAUCCGAAAGCAAUAGCAAUGAUAUACUCGUUUUUGUUUGCGUGUCCUUAGUUUCUAUCCAUCUAUAUUUGCUAAAUUAGUAAUGGACUUAUCCUUCAUACUUUUUCUUU